Molecule: messenger RNA, 4010 nt
Organism: Acanthopagrus latus (yellowfin seabream)
Lineage: Eukaryota; Metazoa; Chordata; Actinopteri; Spariformes; Sparidae
Product: phospholipase ABHD3-like
Exons: 9
Coding region: 433-1650 (405 amino acids)
Biological process (GO): medium-chain fatty acid biosynthetic process; medium-chain fatty acid catabolic process
Molecular function (GO): monoacylglycerol lipase activity; acetylesterase activity
Source: RefSeq, a predicted model, not a curated record
UUUUGUUUUAAAGAACAGAGGACGAAGAAAGGCGUUUGAGUGCCAUGUUUGUAGUUUGAGAAGGAACUACAUCGGGACGAGCACACUGGAGGGGCGGACCAUAGUGUGAGGCGGACUUUGACAUUGGACGUUGCUCCUCAAGCUUCCGGUCCUGUGACAACCCGGAAGUGUGAGCUGCUGGUUGAAGUAAGCGGAUGAUAAUAACAGGCUGCAAGCGAUACCGGCUCCUCUUCACCGUCGUCGGGGCUGAUGGGACUUGUCGGAGAGGCAGUGCAACAUCUUUACUGUUAGCUGGUGGUGAUGAAGGCAGGUGGUCGGCCUUUAACACGUCUGUCUGUUUAGUUGUAUGUCCCGUUGUGUCGGUGAAGGAGAUAUAUUUAAGCUAACGCUACAAGGUUAGCUGUCUUCUUUCCGCUCCGAAAUAAGCCGGUCAUGUUUUUAUCACACUCGGAGAUAUGGAGAACAUACUGGGAGUGUGUUUCCAGACCUUACACGGUGUUCAUCUGCUCCCUCACAGCCGCACUGUACUAUCUGUGGGGCCGCAAGUGUCAGGCACCGGCCCUAGUUACUAGCAAGACCUUCAGUGCUUUCCUCCUCAAGCACUGUCCUGUGGUGUCUGAGAACUUCAGCCCAACUCCUUGGUGCUGGGGAGGUCGGCUCCAGACGCUGGUCUGUGCCUUCAUCAAGUCCAAACCCCCCGCUGCUUAUCGCAAUGAGCUGAUCCGUACGGUCGAUGGUGGUCAGAUCUCUCUGGACUGGGUGGACAAUCAGGCCAGUGUGCCUUACCCAGAAUCCUCUACCCGCCCCACGGUGCUGAUCCUCCCUGGCCUGACAGGGAACAGCCAGCAGUCCUAUGUGCUCCAUGCCAUUUGUCAGGCCACCCGCCGCGGCUACAGAUGUGUGGUCUUCAACAACAGAGGCGCCGCAGGGGAAGAGUUGCUGACGCCUGUCACCUACUGCGCAGCCAAUACCUCAGAUCUUGAGCUUGUGGUGCAGCAUGUCAAAGGACUUCACCCACAUGCCCCUUUGCUUGGUGCUGGUGUGUCUUUGGGCGGCAUGUUAUUGUUAAACUACCUGGGCCGUAAGCGCGCAGAGUCUGGGAUGGUGGCGGGUUUGACCAUCUCCGUCCCCUGGGAUGCACAGAAGUCCUCCGACUCGAUGGAAGAACCUUUGAACUGGCUGCUCUUCAACUCCUACCUCACGAGGGGCCUGCGUCGUGCUGUCGCCAGGCACAGGAAGGUUCUGGAGAAAGUGGUGGACAUUGACUAUGUUUUGAAGGCACGGACAGUCCGUGAGUUUGAUGAACGCUUCACCUCUCUUCAGUUCGGUUAUAAUUCUUGUACGGAGUAUUAUUGCGAUGCCAGCCCAGACAAAAAACUCCCCAAUACAGCAGUGCCCAUCUUGUGUCUGAACGCUGCGGAUGACCCCUUCUCUCCAAAAUGCGCAUUCCCGGUGAACAUAGUCCAAGGCCUGCCCAACGUCGCUCUGCUGUUAACGGCCCAUGGCGGACACAUCGCCUUCCUGCAGGGUUUGUUUCCCCGCGGCGAGAGCUACAUGGAGCGCCUCUUCGGUCAGUUUGUCCAAGCUGUCUUUGAGCACCAGAGGGACAUCAGGAAGGCAUGCGGCAUCAAGGAGGAGAAGACGAGCUGAUCGUCUUUCGCCCUUGUUUGCACUCUGAACCAGACCCAACACCAGAAUGACUCUCAACUGUGAACAAAAUGAAGUCACCGGCUACAACCUCAUUGCAACACAUCAUUUGAAAUGCAUAGCUUAGCUUUGCAUGCAGUUAUCUCACCACAGAAAUGUUGGGUUUGCACCGAGAAUGACCAACUGUAUUGUACAAUCAUGUGACCUCACCGCUACUGAGCUAAACUACCUCUUCAUCGUCUCAGGUUCUCUUUUCAUGAACAUUCAAAGAAGAUUGAGAAAAGUCGAGAACUUUAAAGUAUUCAAGAAAAUCCUUCAGCCGAUGAGUUCAUGCCUACAAAAAAUGAUGUACAGCAUACUGUAUAUAUCAGUCUUUCUAUUUUAGCUUUUCAGUAGAAUUUUGAUUGCUCCUAAUUAUCAUAUUCCUCUCACAUGCCGUCCCAUCCUCACUUAGAGUGCUGUAGUGUCGCUCAAAACAAAAUGCACAAAUAGUUGCACUUGGACUUCAGAAUUGAUUUGAAAUUGUUAUUUAAAAUGAAAUGAAUCAAAUGUGAAAACUAGAAAACUGCUAGCUGCCCUGUCGCUCUUGUUUUGCCCCAUAAGCUCUUUUGGUUUUUCCAACACUUGUUUUCGUUGAAGUGCGACAUGCCAUAAAGGAUUCCAAUGGCGUGUUUUCAGACUUGAGUGCAUACUUUGCAUACAAUUUCUUAAUGCGUACCAGACUGUGAGGUAAUCCUGCAAGUAGUUCAAACUAUUGCUCUCACCCUCAAAGCUCCCACACAGCAGGAAUACAAAAAAAGAAAAUGUAUUAAAUGUAAACAAAUGCUGCUUGUAGAUGCUUUUGCAGUAUGCCCAGUUGCAAUGUAAAUGAUGCAGUACCUUACAGGUAAAUUCGCUGACACUGCAGUAAAUCCCUGUGUGUCACUAACUUGAGGUUUUUCCACCUGCUGUGAAUAAUGUAAUCACAUGUGGUUCUGAAUUUUCUGUGUGUUGCAAUCUGCCUUCUGUUUGUCAUUGACGCACAUUCUCUAUCAUGUCUGCAUUCACGUCCACAUGAUUGUUAUUAGGUAUGUAGUUAUAGGGAGGGCAUUUGUUCUGAAUGUAAUCACUGAUUUUAAGUCUUAGUACCAGGGUUAAGUGUGUGUGUGUGUGUGUGUGUGUGUGUGUGUGUGUGAGAGAGUAAAGAAUAUGCUGAAGGUUUUAUUGUGUGUGUCACUGAUGGUCCACUGAUGAUACAAACUAGGGAUGAGCGAGUACGAUGUGAACUGUUCCUGUAUCUGUGCUCGUAAUGGGUGGUGCUUAAACAGGAAGUGUGUGAAUAACCAGAAGUUCAUUGUUAAAACCUGAAAUUGAUGUGGCUUGAUCUAAUAUUUAACUAUUUACAGAACAGCCUCAGAACGGAGCUUCAGAUCAAUGUCACAAUUCAAACUAGAACAAGUUUAUUUUUAACAUGAAUGAAUGAACUUCAGUCAGCUACCUGAUGAGGAUUGUGUUAUGAACAAUGUCGGAUAUUGACUUUACCAGAACCACACUUGUCUGUAUCGGACAGUCGUUUCAGCAGAGUACUCGCUCAACCCUAAAACAAACACCAUUGUAUGAUACUAAUAUCAAGGAAUUCUUAAGAUAUGAUUACCAGUCAUUUUUACCAGAAGCUACAGUUGUUUGACAUGAAGGUGUUAAAAUUAAAGCAACAAAUGUUGCUUAUUGUUGGCUUUUUAAAAGGCAACCCUGCAGUGUGUUUACAGGUCCUGGGGAGUACCACUGUAUAUAAGUAAAAAAAAACAAAUAUUAAGCCUUUUGUGGCUCCAGACGAAGCUGCACGUAAUCUGAUAAAUUGCCUCCAAUUGCAUCUCUCAGUGGCUAAAUUGCAUUGUGGGUAAUGAAGGCGGCAAUUUUUUGAAAAGCAGUCCAGUUGUCUACCGCUCCUGUAACACUGUUGGAGUUAAAAAGGAUCAAAAUAAAUGUAGUAGAACCAGAGAUACUGACUUUGUACUAUAUCAAAACCUGGUGCCUACAUUACCCACAAUGCAACUUAGCCACUGAGUGACAUCGCUGGAGGCACUUUAUCAGAUUGCAUGCAGCUUCCCUCUGGAGCCACAAAAGGCUUUAUACUAAUUUUCUUUCAUAUAUGUAAACACACUUUAAUGUGACAAAUUGGUGAAGUUGCCCUUUAAGUUCAGCUACAGUUCAGUUUUGCUACAUUUACUUGCCUUUAUUUGCGGUGUUGUUUUCAAUUAUUAUUCAUUCUCACUUAUGUGUGUGCUGCCACCACAACUAUGGGCAUUAUGAAGUUUCUCUUUGUUUUUUUUGGUUAUUGAAUUACACUUGAAUUAAAGAAUGACAGUAGUACAAACUCACCGUCA